This is a messenger RNA of Tachyglossus aculeatus (Australian echidna), 8273 nucleotides long. It is a transcript of the gene AKAP6, whose product is annotated as A-kinase anchoring protein 6. Bases 136 to 7041 code for a protein of 2301 amino acids. The transcript has 14 exons. The record is from RefSeq and is a predicted model, not a curated record. NCBI's taxonomy places the organism in Eukaryota, Metazoa, Chordata, Mammalia, Monotremata, Tachyglossidae. Gene Ontology annotation, cellular component: sarcoplasmic reticulum; perinuclear region of cytoplasm. Gene Ontology annotation, molecular function: transmembrane transporter binding; protein kinase A binding.
UGUCACAGCAUCAUGCAGCAGGUCAAACAAGGCAUCUCCUAGUAUUGCAACCUACAGAUGUGCCGUCAACAUCCAAAGACAAUGGUUUAGAGCGGGCGAUGCUGUUUUGGAAAGAAGAAUGGUUUAGACAUCUCCAUGUUAGCCAUGAGCCUAACACUGUCCCCCUUGAGGUCCCACGACCUGGAUCCCAUGGCUACUGAUGCCUCCCCAAUGGCCACCAACCUGACCCCCACGGUGGAACGGGAAGAAGGAGAAGAUGGGUUGAAGGAGAUGGAUCCUGACCAGCGAUAUGAAAAGCCUCCCCCGCUCCACACCGGGGCAGACUGGAAGAUUGUCCUCCACCUGCCAGAAAUAGAAACGUGGCUCCGGAUGACCUCGGAGAGGGUCAGGGAUCUGACCUAUUCGGUCCAGCAAGACUCAGAGAGCAGGCAUGUGGAUGUUCAUUUAGUCCAGCUAAAGGACAUCUGUGAAGACAUCUCAGAUCACGUCGAGCAAAUCCACGCCCUCCUGGAGACCGAGUUUUCCCUGAAGCUCCUGUCCUACUCGGUCAACGUGAUAGUUGAUAUCCACACGGUACAGCUCCUCUGGCAUCAGCUGCGGGUCUCCGUCCUGGUCCUGAGGGAACGGAUCCUGCAGGGGCUGCAGGACGCCAAUGGGAACUACACCAGGCAGACGGACAUUCUCCAGGCUUUCUCUGAGGAGACCAAGGAGGACCGGCUUGACUCUCUGACGGAAGUGGAUGAUUCGGGACAGCUGACUAUCAAAUGCUCCCAGAAUUACCUGUCCCUGGAUUGCGGCAUCACGGCCUUCGAGCUGUCAGACUACAGCCCCAGUGAGGAUCUGCUCGGGGCCCUGGGAGACAUGGCCACUGGCCAGGCUAAACCCAAGCCGUUUGACUCCUGGAGCUACAGGGAGAUGGAGAAAGACUUUCCAGAGCUCAUGCGGAGCGUGGGGCUGCUGACAGUGGCCGGCGACACCCUCCUCCCCUCUGGGAGCGGAGCCGUCAAUGAAGAUGUGAUGCACUCCACUCCUCCUGCUGAAGAAGAGGGCCAGAUGGAGGGGAGCAGAGCAGCCCCUCCAGCGGAGGAGCUUCCCCCCGACUUAUCUCCCCCAGGCCCGGCAGGGCCCGACCCCCCGGCCGUCAGCCAGCCCACUGUGGAGCCGGUGAAGCCAGAGGGUCGCAAGGCCCAGCAGCCCCCCACCUGCGAUAGUGCCACUCCCAAGAGGCCCAUCCGAGACUGUUUCAAUUACAACGAGGAUUCCCCCACUCAGCCCUCUCGCCCCAAGCGGGGCCUGUUCCUCCAGCAGGAGACCUUUCCGGGCGGCGGGGAUGGGCACGCUUUGAACCCGCCCGGCGCCCUGUCAAAGCCGGCCCUGAGCCGGAGCACCCCAUCCCUGCUGGACCCUCCCGACCGCUCCAAGCUCUGCCUGGACCUGCAGGCCUCCUACCCCAGCGGUCUGGCCGCGGUGAGCCAGUCGUACGAGUGUCUGCACCGGACGGGGGACGGGGUGCCUGAGCGACCGGCCCGUGGUCCCUCGAAGGAGAACUCGGCCAGCCUGGGCCGGCUCUCGGAGCGCAGCCGCAAGGAGAAGUUACGGCACAAGAAGGCCCCCGAGGCCCCCAACGGGGUUUUUUGUAGGUCGUCUAGAGGGGAGCUAGCUCCUGCUCCCAGCCAGCCGGUAGAAAACAGGAGGGACUCGGCAGGAAAGCAGGGCCCCACUGCCCGCACCCCCCAGAGCAGGGAGAAACCCAGGGCCAGUGCUGCACCCCAAGCCGCCGGGGGUCCUGGCACCCGGGAGACUUCACAGGCCGAACUGCCAAGCCAGGCCGAGCCACCUGGGCCAUCCCCGCCUGGCUCCCCCUCUCCCCCCUCCCCGCCCCCGAAGGACAAGAACAAAAAGAGCUACUUCUCUUCUCCUAGCCACGUGACCAGGAACGGUUCGGUCGUGGAGGCCUGGUAUGGCUCCGAUGAGUACUUAGCCCUCCCUUCUCACCUCAAGCAGACGGAAGUGCUAGCGUUGAAGCUGGAAAAUCUGACCAAGCUCCUUCCUCAGAAGCCCAGAGGAGAAAAAAUCCAGAAUAUCGACGACUGGGAACUCUCAGAAAUGAAUUCGGAUUCUGAGGUGUACCCCACCUGCCCGGUUAGUAAGAAGCACAAGAGGUUUGGGAGGGUGUCUCCCAGCUCUUCAAGCGAUGCGGCCUCCUCCUUGGAGGAGAGCAUCGAGUCUGGGCCUCUGAGCGAGAUUCUGUCAGAUGAGGAGCUGUUCGGGCCUAUGUCAGGAAUUAAAAAAUGGGCUGGGGAGAGGUCGGAGGGGAACGCCAUCGCCGAGAAAAAUGAGAGCGCCGCUGCUAAAUCCGCAGUAAUCCAGCAACUGAUGCAGGACAUCCAACACCAAGAAAACUAUGAAGCGAUCUGGGAAAAAAUUGAGGGGUUCGUAAGCAAGCUGGACGAAUUCAUUCAGUGGUUAAAUGAAGCCCUGGAAACAACUGAGAACUGGACCCCUCCAAAAGCAGAGACGGACGGCCUGAAACUGUACUUGGAGACACACUUGAGCUUUAAGUUGAAUGUAGACAGCCAUUGUGCUCUAAAGGAAGCUGUGGUGGAAGAAGGACAGCAACUUCUUGAGCUUAUUGUAUCUCACAAAUCAGGACUGAAGGACAUGCUGCAGAUGAUUGCAAGUCAGUGGAAGGAACUACAGAGGCAAAUCAAACGGCAGCACAGCUGGAUUCUUCGGGCUCUGGAUAUCAUCAAAGCGGAGAUACUGGCUACUGAUGUGUCUGUAGAGGAGGAGGAAGGGAAUGGAAGCCCCAAGGCUGAGGUUCAACUAUGCUAUCUGGAAGCACAAAGAGAUGCCGUUGAGCAGAUGUCCUUAAAGCUGUACAGCGAGCAGUACGCCAGCAGUAGCAAGCGCAAAGAAGAGUUUGCUGAUAUGUCAAAAGUUCACACAGCAGGAAGUACUGGCCUUCUGGACUUCGAUUCAGAAUAUCAGGAGCUGUGGGAUUGGCUGAUUGACAUGGAAUCCAUAGUGAUGGACAGCCACGACCUGCUGAUGUCAGAGGAGCAGCAGCAGCAUCUUUACAAGCAAUACAGUGUAGAGAUGUCAAUCAGGCAUCCGAAAAAGAUGGAGCUGCUUAGUAAGGUUGAAGCUUUGAAGAAAGGUGGUGUUUUACUACCAAAUGAUCUCCUUGAAAAAGUGGAUUCAAUUAAUGAAAAAUGGGAACUGCUUGCGAAAACCCUAGGAAAGAAGAUCCAGGACACAAUGGUAGGGCCCGGUGGGCUAGGGCCACGUGACCUGCUCUCCCCCGAAAGCAGCAGCCUGGUAAGGCAGCUGGAGGUCAGGAUCAAAGAACUGAAAGGAUGGCUGAGAGAUACAGAGCUUUUCAUCUUCAAUUCCUGCCUGAGACAAGAAAAAGAAGGAACAAUGGAUGCUGAGAAACAACUCCAAUACUUUAAGUCUCUCUGUGGUGAGAUCAAACAGAGGCGCCGGGGGGUGGCCUCCGUCCUGCGACUGUGCCAGCACCUUCUGGAUGACCAAGAGACCUGCAACCUGAACGCAGACCACCAGUCAAUGCAGCUGAUCAUCGUCAACCUGGAGAGGCGGUGGGAAGCCAUAGUCAUGCAGGCCGUCCAGUGGCAAACACAGCUUCAACGGAAGUUGGAAAAUGGGCCGGAGAUUUUGAAUGUGAUUGAGCAGGGUUUGGUGGACCUUAAUGGAACCAAUGAAGAUGCCCUGGAAUGGGAUGAAACGGACAUCGGCAAUAAACUAAUUAGCAUCCACGAAGACACAAAUGACCUUGAUCAAGAACAAAAUCCUGCAAUGCCAAAUACGAAAUCUGAAUCAGAAGACCCCGACAGAGAGGAGCGGAGUUAUGAGGGAUACGCUGAAGAGCCAGGGAGAGCUCCGUAUAGCCCCAGCAUUCCUGGCCCCACUAGCCCACAGAUCUACCAAGUUUACAGCCUCCACAAUAUCGAAUUGUACGAUGAGAACCACAUGACUUUUCGCCAAACCAGUCCCAAGUUCCCUGGCUUAACCCAUCCUAUGGCGUUAACUAAAAGUCUCAGCAACGACUCUUCUUUCUCAUCGACCAAAUCUCUCCCAGACCUCCUAGGAGGGAUUCCUCUGGUCAAGCCAGGCCUGAGUCGAGGAGGAGACAUCAGCCUACAUUCAGGCAGUGAGAGUGGGAUAGUGAGCGAAGGCGACCCUGAAACCACCACCAAUUCUGAAAUGUGCUUGGUGAAAGAUAGGGAUGGAACCCAGAGCAACCCGGAAACUGGGCACCCAGCCCCACAGAUGAAAGAGGUAGUCAGUGCUCUAAGACAAAAGCUCAAAGAUGAGGAGGGGCACAUUCCCCUCUCCAAUAACUACCAGUCACCCCCAUCACCUGUGAGUUGCAUAAAUGGAAAAGAUGGAGAUUUCAACAGCAUUACCAAGCCUUCCUCUGUUUGUUUGGAAGACGAGUUGAGAGGAAAACCUGAUGUGUUGACGUUUCAUGAUUACUCCGACCUCCAAGGCCCAGAACUCAAGUUCCCUAUGAUCGUGAAGCAGUCGCAGAGUGAAAGAGCCCAUCCAGAGGAAACUCUGCUCCAUGGUUUUCAUUGUGACAAGGCACCCUGUAAAUCUAAACAUCCAGUCAUAGAGCCACAACCAGACAAAUCUCCCCACGAACUGACCUUGGCAAGUGCAACCCCCGAAACAGAUCCCAGUUUCUCUAAAUCUGAGGAUGGAGAAAAACCUGCUGGCAUGCAGACUGGCAAACAGCCCUCCUUUUUAUCCUGCAGCUCUUCCUUGGAGUCCCUUUCUCCAGGAGGAAACAUAUUUGGUUUGGGAAUCUUUAAGAAUGGUGAGUGCCUUCAGCGGAGCAUUUCGCUGGAGAGCUGGUUAACGUCAUAUAAGAGCAAUGAAGAUCUCUUCAGCCCCCACAGUUCCGGAGAUGUAAGUGUUAGCAGUGGAUCAGUGGGGGAGUUGAGCAAGAGGACUCUGGAUUUGCUGAAUCGUUUGGAGAACAUUCAGAGCCCUUCGGAACAGAAGAUAAAGCGCAGUAUCUCCGAUAUCACCCUCCAGAGCAGUUCCCAAAAGAUGUCCUUCACCGGCCAUUCUCUGGACAUCGCAUCCUCUAUCAACGGGGACUCAGCGGCUUCCCUCACAGAGCUCAGCAGCAGCGACGAGCUAUCUCUCUGCACAGAAGACAUUGUGCUACACCGGAACAAGCUCCCCGAUUCGAACGCGUCAUUUAGGAAGCGCCUGACUCGCUCUGUAGCGGACGAGAGUGAUGUCAACGUCAGCAUGAUCGUCAACGUUUCCUGCACCUCCGCGUGUACAGAUGAUGAAGAUGACAGUGACCUACUCUCCAGCUCCACCCUCACCUUGACUGAAGAAGAGUUGGGCCUCAAAGAUGAAGAUGACUCCAGCAUUGCGACAGAUGAUGAUCUGUAUGAAGAGUGCAAUAUAAUUUCUGGGUUGGACUACAUAAAGAACGAGCUGCAGACCUGGGUGCGUCCAAAGUUUUCACUGGCAAGGGAAAAGAGAAAAUGUAAUCACAGUGAUGAGAUUCAAAGCGGUAGAGAUAUAAAUGGAAGGGAAACACCCAAUCCCACGGAUAUGUUGAACAUUGAAGCCCUCCUGAAUGGCUCCGUGGGGCUCUCAGAAAACAAUGGGAAUGAUGGCAAGAAUGUGUCAAACAACCAGGAGUUAGGAACAAAAGGUCAAAAUAAAAAGAACAGUACCAAGGUUGAGAAAGAUCCACUGGUGGAUGAUAUGGAGAAUGGAAAUGUCGAAAGUGCCCCAGCUGGGAAGAAAGAAGAAGUUGGUAGAAUGUCAACGAUGGCAGAGAAUCGUGAUCCAGUUGGAAAGAAGGCCCCAGAAAGUGAGUGGUGUGUAUGUGAAGAAUUUACAGACAGCUCGGAUGAUUCAAAUAUGGAUGGGAAGGAAAUUGUUUCACCACCUAAAGCUUCCAGAAGCCCUCCUAAACAACAUCAUAGUCACCCGAGCACUGACAAUCCUAAUGUGGCUUUUUCACUCACUGAAAAGCCUGGCCCAGAAUCCACCCCAGAAAACAGAGUAAUGGAGGUUCCAGAUUCCACUUUCCUGACAUCUUCACCUGUGAGUGAGCCGAGUAUUGCUGAAAAAACUAAUUGCUUUCUAGCCCUCAAACCAAAUGAGGCAGAUGAAAGCCCUGCUGAGGAAGGCCUCACUUCAUGUUGUAACUGUGUGCCUGGCGUCAUGGAUGAAAAAGGGGCAAAAGAUUGCUCUGUUCACAACUUUGUGAAGGAGAUCAUUGACCUGACCUCAACAGCUCUGAAGAACAAGACCCAACCAGAGAACGAAGCAGCCUCUCCCACAUCAUUAGCCCAGAUCAAGGAGAAGGUACUGGAGCAUUCUCACAGACCCAUCCAUCUAAGGAAAGGGGACUUUUAUUCCUACCUCUCCCUGUCCUCUCACGACAGUGAUUGUGGUGAGGUCACCAACUACAUUGAAGAGAAAAGUAAUACUCCACUGCCUCUGGACUUUAGUGAAUCUGGCUUAGCAGACAAAGAAGAUGUUGAGUGCUUCUUUGAAGCUUGUACUGAAGAUGACCCAAGUGGAAAAGUAUCCCCUUUCACCCAGAUCCCUUCCAGUGAGGCUCCAGGACCUGGGAAAGAGCCCAUUUCACCAGAGAUACUAAGUUCUUCCAAUCGUAUGUACCUUUCUUCUUCCAGUGACCACACAGGCAAGGCAGUGUCCAAGCCAGUCCCUCAGAAAGUCCCCACCCUCCCAACAGAGCCAGGUGGUGAGCCCCAGAUUUCAGACCAUUGUGAGGAGAGUUCAAACCCAUCUUCUUCCAAACCGAGCAGUGGGAAAGGUAGGUCAGGAAAUCUGGAUGGGAUUGAAAUGCCAAGAGGAACGGAUGUGGCUUUGGUCAAAACUUCCAGCCCAGACCUCCCAAUGAAACCAGAAGAGCCAAUGGACCAGGCAGAGUUGCAUCCUAACACCAAAACUUUAACCUGUGAGGAAAACCUACUGAAUCUUCACCAAGAGCGGCACAUAAAUAUGCACAGGUAGAAUGCAACCAUCCCAGGCACGGAGAUCAUCUCAUUAAAAGGACCCCGGCUCCAGCUCAGGUCCCGAUCCAUCGUCCCCACCCCAAGAUGACCUCUUCACCCAUCGUGUCACUGCCUCUCGGUCCCCAGACCCCUACGAUAAAUAUUCCUCCCCGAUGCGGUUUGUCCAUGUGGGCUUUGUGAGCUGGCUGUGUGCGCUGGUCCUGCUAGGUGCUCAUUUUUGAUGUGUAGCAAAGCCGUUUGGUUCUACAUGGAUUCCUGUCCCAAGCUACCUCGACAGACUUCCCUUCCUCACUCGGACCUUUCUGUUGACCUCUUCCUGAUCUGUGCAUCCUUGUUCUGCCGUUCUCUGGAGGGGGCAAACCAGAGUCCCCUUUCCAGAAGGAUCCCUGCCAGUCCUUUACUAGUUCAUGUUCCAGGUUUAAUAUUGUUCUCUGCAGAAUGAAACAGUUUUUCCUUAUAAGCAAACAUUUGAGUUGAUUGCAGCAAAGAGAAGAGUCAUUAGUCCUCCUGGUUCAAUCCAUUUUCCAAUUAAGCAAUUAAAAUAAACAGCAUCAUAUUUAUUUUGUUUGAAAAAAAUCUAUGCAGCACUUCAAGAAACAACUACACAGUGUUGUAUAUUAUAAACUGGUGAUGUUCUACUCUUGAAUUAUGUACACCAUUUUGGUUUUUUAUGCUUCUUGAGGUGGUAAUGAGAAAAAAGUUUUUUAAAAAAAGUGUGCCUUGCUGUAUUUCUUAUGCCAUUUAUUAAAAAGCUGCUUUCACAGUAAAAUUAUGUUGGUUUGAAAGGAGGAAAUAGCAAGGUUAAGAUGUGUGAAUAAUGUCUGUAUAUAUGUAUAACCAAGUGCAAACAUUGAUGUAUAAUGACAGUAUAAAAUGCUUUCAUGUUUGUGAUGUCCAGUGGUGUGGAAAAUAUGAGCCUUAAAUCCAUUAGAUUGCAUGGUAAUUAGAAUUGGCAUAAUAAACGUAGUUUAUUGGGGGGAAAAGCAGAAUCGGUGAUCUGUUCUACCUUGUUUUUUAAAAAUCAUCCUACACCAAGUUCUGAAAGUAAUUUAAAUAUGGCAGUUUCUGAACUUCCCCUAUAAGGAAAGAGGUUUGAGUUAACUUGCAUUAUUCAGGCAGUGGCUAUAGAGCUUCUAUGUUAUUUGUGUAGAUACCAAUAUUCAGCAACAUUGAACUAGUGACUGACCAACAAUUUCCCCUGAACUAAUAAAUAUUUAUCCUGGACCUUUA